Molecule: messenger RNA, 8120 nt
Organism: Trichogramma pretiosum
Lineage: Eukaryota; Metazoa; Arthropoda; Insecta; Hymenoptera; Trichogrammatidae
Product: probable sodium/potassium/calcium exchanger CG1090
Exons: 9
Coding region: 485-2449 (654 amino acids)
Biological process (GO): intracellular calcium ion homeostasis; calcium ion transmembrane transport
Cellular component (GO): membrane
Molecular function (GO): calcium, potassium:sodium antiporter activity; calcium channel activity
Source: RefSeq, a predicted model, not a curated record
UCCGUAGACCAGGAGAGAGACCCCCAGAUCCGCAGUAAUCGCACGGGGCUCGGCUCUGCACGACGAGCCUCUCGCGUCGCUGGACAGCGACGCAAUAAUACACGCGUAUACUGUUGGCGAAUCGAGCUCGCGGAUCCGUCGCUGGCGUGUGUCCUCGUAGUAGCGCGUGACACUCGUCGGCUGAUCGUGCGAAUGUCCAUCUCCCCGAGCGAAUCGUAAUUUAGCCUCGAUUCGAUAGUCGAUCCGAGGUGCCGUAAGUAGUGCGAACCAGUCGGAAUCGCCGCAACGAAUCGCGAGAGCAAGACGCGCAAUCACGACGUCGGUAGACGAGGCUAGCUGUGCUAGUAGUGCUAGCAGUAGUAGUAGUGCUGGUGCUAGUGGUGCUCGUUCAACGAGAAGAAGAAGAAGAAACAAAGAGGAGGAGGAAGAAGGAGGAGGAGAAGAAGCCGAUCGGCAGCCAAAGGAUCAAUCAAGCGAGGAAACGAUGCCGAGGCAAAGGAUGAGGCCGCGUCGCACGCGGAUGGACCGCUUGCCGUUGCACAUCGGCUUGUUCCUGCUCUACGUGCUCUUCCAAAUGGUCUCGCAGUCGCUGUCGAGCUCGUCGAGCCAAGUCUCGUCGGCGAGCGCCUCCUCCGCGCCCCUGGACCUCACGACCCAAGAGUCCAGCCAGAAGGAAGUCGACACCAGCUCCAGUCCGGACGACGCGACCGCUCGAAAUCCUCUCGACAGGUCCACGUCGGCUCCGGAGUACGGUUCAACGACCCCGUUCAUAGAUCCACGGCCCACGUGGCGACCUCGGCGAGAGAACUGCUCGCCGCCGGCCAUCGAGCAGUUUCCCAGGCCACUGAUGGGCCCCAACGCGAGGAAGCACGGAGGCCUCAUUAUCCACGUGCUGGUGGCAGUUUACACGUUCCUGGGCCUGGCCAUAGUCUGCGACGACUACUUUGUCGCCAGUCUCGAUCGCAUUUGCGAAGAAUUGAGAUUGUCACCCGACGUGGCCGGUGCGACGUUCAUGGCGGCUGGUUCAUCGGCUCCGGAAUUGGCAACCGUCGUCAUCGGAGUCUUUUUCGCCAAGGACGACAUCGGGGUGAGCGGUGUGAUAGGCAGCGCCGUGUUCAACAUAAUGUUCGUCAUAUCGGUCUGCGGCCUCUGCUCGACGACCGUCUCCAAGCUCAACUGGUGGCCGUUAUGUCGCGACUGCUUUUUCUACUUCAUAUCCAUUCUCGUGAUGCUCUGUACCAUUGCUAACGAAUCCAUCUCGUGGGGUGAGGCGCUCUUCAUGCUGAUAAUGUACGCCGUGUACUGCGUCGUUUUGGCCUUCAAUGCGCCUUUGGAACGAUGGGCAAAGUCCUACAAUAUUCCCUGGUUACCAAAAGACGAGGAGCAGCCAGCCGAACAAAGUGCCCUGGUGACUUACAAAAAUUUGCAAGAGGACCGCCAAGGCUACACGGAUCCGAACGCGCCGGUAGAUCAACAACAGCAACAACAGCAGCCACCAGUAGACCCUUAUGCAACUGGGGGAGGAUACAACAGUUGGCAAGAUUCGAAUGUCUCGGGCUCGUGGGAUCCCAACGAUGCCUGGAACCAAGGAGGAGGUGGAGGCGCCGCUGGCAACCAAAGCCAAUCCGACAAUUGGAAUCCAACGGAUUCUUGGGGUCAACCCCAGCAGCAGCAGUACGGCGAUCAAUCGCAGCAACCAGCACAAAUGUCUCCGGAGCAGCAACAACAAGCCCAACAGCCAGUGGCACAAGCUCCGGCACCCAAGCAACCGGCCUAUUACAAAGCCAAGGAGCCCGAUCCCAACGAGGUAUCGCCUUUGGUCAAGCCUACCGACGGCGGCACUUGGGGCCUCUUUACCUGGGGCCUCGUCUACCCCAUUCACUACAUGUGUCGCUUGACCAUGCCAGACUGCAGACAAGGAAAAUACAGAAACUGGUAUCCAUUUACGUUCUGCAUCUCCAUGAUUUGGAUCAGUUUCUACAGUUACUUCAUGGUCUGGAUGAUCACGAUCAUCGGAAGUACUCUCGGCAUUCCGGACACGGUAAUGGGACUGACUUUCGUCGCUGCUGGUGUCAGCGUGCCCGACGCCUUGUCUUCGUUGGCGGUUAUCAAGGAGGGAUUGGGUGACAUGGCUGUGAGCAAUGCAGUUGGAAGCAACGUCUUCGAUAUCCUCGUCUGCCUUGGUCUUCCCUGGUUCAUCCAAACUGCCAUGAUCCAACCUGGAUCACACGUCAACGUUACCAGUAGAGGUUUGACGUACUCGACUAUUUCUCUGCUAUCUACGGUGAUAUUUUUGGUAGUUGCGACGCAUUUCAACGGUUGGAAACUCGACAGACAGUAUGGAAUAGUACUGAUGAUUUGGUACCUGAUAUUUAUAGUCUUUGCUUCGUUGUACGAGCUCAACAUUUUCGGAGAAAUGAACCCACCGGCAUGCUUCAGUGAAUUUUAAAUUGUUCAACUUAGUGAAUUGAAAAGUGCGACAGAAAUGAGAAAAAAGAUCAACAUUUAUUGCUCUUUGCUUUUUCACAACGAAAUGAUUGAUUGGUCGUUAAUGAAAAGAUUAACGUGCAUCCGAAAUAUCUCUGAAUCGUAAUUUAUCAGUGAUGCUUCCAGCGAAAAACGAAACGCAAUUGUUGUCAAGAUUAGCAAUUGAGAAAUAUAAUGGAAAAAAAUCGUCUGGGACCACAAAGUGAAAGAAGGACCUAGAAAGAUAAGACGUUUAUUAAAUGAAACACUGUGUAGCAUAUGUUACUAGAAAAUUGUUAUAGAUUUAUUAGUAAUAUUCAUCAUCAGUAUUAUGGAGUACUUUUUUAGUGAGUGCGUAGUUCAUUCAUUGAAAGUAUCAAAGACAAGGCUGAGCCUCCAUGUUGUAAUUAACCAAAGAAUAUACGAAACACUGGAUGAUUUCGUUUUAAGCUAACGAAACUUAUUAUUUUGUAUUCAGUUGAUUGAGCCUCGUGACCUUAUCGUAUAGAUCAUGUCAAAGUGUUGUAAAGUACAAAUCAAGUGUAAAUUUCCCUUUCUUUUGUUUUUUAAAGAAUUUUUCCCACUUUAAUUGAAUUAUUUGUUUGAAAUUUACCUUUAAUGAAAGUAAUGUAUUGAGUUUUUGCAAAAAUGUACGAAAACUUACGAUAGUAAGUUAUAUAAGUUAAAAAAUAUCCUGAAAUUCCAUGCGUUUGUAUAUUUAUUGAUAUUCAUUAAUUUGUAGCUGAAAAAAUGAGGUGCAAUAGAGCCUUCAUACAUAAUAUUUCAUAAAAUUGAAAAAACAGUGAGUGUCGCUAAACUUGUCGAAUUUAAAACCAAUUUUCAAAAAUUAUGUAAAUUCUACAUAAUCAUUCGAGUUGUUAUGUAUUCCAUUUGAUACCGUGUAUUUAUCAAAUUUGAAAAUUUUAUGAUGUUUCAAUUAUUCAUUAUAUAUUAAAAUAAAUUAGAAAAAUUUAUGAUUCUACGAAUCGCGCAGUGUUAAUGUUCAUCAAAUUUAUAAAAAAAAUAAAUAUCAAAGUCACAACUAAAUUAUCCUACAUUAAGUAAAUUCAUUUUAUGAAUAUUGUUGGUUUUUUAAUAAUCAUGCAAUUAAAAAAUCAUAACGUAUCAUAUAAAGGAAAUAUAAAAAAAUACAAAAAAGAAAAAAAUGAUUGUUCAAUUAAAAUUUGUAUGAUAAAAAAUGUAGAAUCAUUUUAUAUAACGCACGAAUGUUGCUUGCACGUAGCAAUCGUUGACUAGCAAAGUGACAAAAAAAUUAAGAAAAAAUAUAUGAGUACCGAGCAUGUAUUGCAAAAAUUUACGAAGGAGUAUGCAAUUUUGACUUAAUACUCGCAAUUCGUCCCCAAUGCUUUUAAAUAUUUACGCACGAAUAUUAUUAUAGAUAUAUAUUUAUGAGGAUAAGACUUGGAUGAACUUAAAAAUAACAAAUAAAAGUUUAGUAUUUUUACAAUAUUUACUGCGUCAAAAAUCUUGUCUGUUUUUUAAGAUGUACAUCCUUUGUUACGAUGAGCAGUCAAGCAAAACCGCGAAGCAUGUGUAUAAAAGCCGAAAAAGAUGGCUAAGUAAUAAUCUUUGAGAUUUAAAUGCAGAGAUAAAUGUAAAAAUAAUAAACUUUUUUCUGGACAUAUAUCAGACAAAAUGCAGGGAAAGUAUAUAAAAUGUGACCGAGUUGAUAUAGAAGAUUGAUUCCUAGCAACAAAACACACUCUUACAAAUGACAGUGUGCAUAAUUAUCAACGGUAGCUGGUUUAUUAGAUGUCAUAGCGGUAUUGUAACUUACAUUAUUUACGUAAAUAGCAGAGAUUAGUCAAAAUUACCUAUAAAUGUUCAUAUUAUUAGAUAGCCGAACGAAAUUUUAUAUACAAGUUGAACUAUAAAAAAUUAUUCUGUUUUUAUUAAACACUUAUUGACGCUACGUGCAGAAAUCAGAAUUUUUAAGAAAAAAAGUUUUAUCAAACCAUUAAACGAUAUUUCAUAAAAAAAAUUUGCAUAUCUCAAGUCCUGUUAUCUAUAAAUACUUAUAAAUAUAUAUUAUGUUCAAAUCUUUUUCAAUCUGAGCAGUUGCGAAUGACGAUACUGAUUUAAAAAAAAAAUAAAAAAAAUAUCAAAGCAAGUAACCGGAAACUCAUAAGAAAUUCAGAGGCAAUAAAAUCCUUUAAUAUAUUUGAUUGAAAUAUAGGUAUGGUUUCGAAUAGUAUACGAAUGGAAAGACAAUAAAAUGAAGCAGCCUUAUCCGAUGAAAGUAUAUCUACAAAAUCUUUGCGCGUUCCUUGUGUUUCGAAGAAUAUGAUGAGAUGUACAUUGAACAUUUUUUUUCGCUAAUUUUCAAGCAUAUAGAGGAUGAAAUUAAUUAUUUUCAGAAAUGCUUUUACAGAUAUAAAGAAAGUACCAAUAAAUUAAACGUUUAUACUUCCUUUAUUGGCUCAAUGAAUUGAACUUUACUUACGUUCAUUUGCAAGUGCUACAAAACCGUACCAGACAUAAACACCGUAUUUCAAUAGAUUUUUGGAAAUUGCAUCGAAUUAAUUUUUUUAUAAUUUUAAAUUUCACGGAUUAUGCCGAGCUAAAGUCAAUAUCACACGCUACUUGUAUUAUAUGAAAAAUGAAAGUUUCGAAGCAAGAUGGAUCGAAAUAAUUGAGUUAUCAUGACGUUGAUCGUUUUUACUCGAAUAAACAAAGAAAAAACCAUGUCAACUUUUCAACGAAAAAAAAAGAUAGUACUUUUUUAUACUAUACGUUAAGCUACUUUACGCAUUAUUAAUUUAUUGUUAGUGCAUAAUGUUCUUUCAUUAUACAAUUGAUUUAUAUUUUAUAUAUAUCGAGAGACUUUGAAGUCGUGUGUGGAUGGAUCUUCUUUCGACGGCAGUGUCGAAUACACGAGUUAUUCAAGUGACGUUCGAUCGUCAAAUUACUUCAACUUUAUAUCCAUUUAUCUUGAUUAUAGCAUAAAAUAUUUUGCAUGAUCUAUAUGUGUAUCAUAGGAAUAACUAUUUAAACUGUACUUUAAACGGGGACUUUAAAUGAAUCACGAAUAGAUGUAUUAAAUAAUUAUAUAGAAAUGUGUUCAUUUGAGGAUUUUACAACGUAAUCAUUUUCUGUGAUAAAAUUUCAGUUUUUAGUUAUUUAAAUUAAAUUUGCACAUAUAAUAUAUGAUUAUUAACGGAAACAAAAAUUAUUUGUCGAUCGAGCGAAUCAGAUACAAUAUAAUGCAAAAAAUAACAUUAUUAUCAAAAGAAGAGGAAAUGGAUCGUACACCAAAAUAGCGUUGAUUCCUGCCUACAUAAAGAAAGUCACGGAUGAUAAUCCAAAUAGUAAAAUGAAGCGAAAUAAAUUACCAGUCAUUAAUUAAAUUCAAAUGCCGGGUUCGAAAGGGAAGCUCGAAGUUAUGAUGGAUAAAGUCUAAUACGAAAUUUCCUUGAUAAACGUCGCUGCUAACUUUCCAUUAAAACAGAAAUUAUUGUUUAAGAUAAACAAUUAGGCGAAGAAUGUGUAUAUGACGAGUAUUUACGAAAACAAUAUUAUAUUUAUUAAAAUAUUAAUGAGCUGAAGCGCAGUGACGUCCGAAAAUAAUAUAUGUAUUACUAUAUAUAUUGUCAUAUGUAUUUACAAUGUCUCUGCCAUACAUUUCAGUUACCGUUAAACCAAAUAAUCGCGAUGUAUUUGAACAUCAACCUGAAAGAAUAAUGAUAAAAUCAACGAAAAUAAAUCUUGUAUGUCUUCGGAUACUUGUAUUGUAAUAAAAUAACGCAUGCAAAAUAUGCAUUGUAUAAAAAUUGUAACGCUUUGCGCAAUCAUGAAUACGUUGAUAAACAUGAUAAAAAUUCUAUCCACGAAUUCAAUGUACUAAUUAAAUGUUAUACGCUGAAUAAUCUAUUGUCAAGUGACUUUGUUAUCUUCCAUUUAAUAUUUCUCUUUUUCCAUUUUUGUUUAAAAAGAGAGAAAAAUUAAGAAUAGCUGAAAGUUUUGCUCGGUGCGAACGAAAUGUUAUAAAGUCAGUCUACAUGUAAAAUAAAAGUUUAAAUAUAUAGCUAUAUGUUAAAUUCAAUUAUAUUACAUCAAUCAUAAAUUACGAGAAAAAACAUGGGUCAAAAUGAACUUCGAUCAAUUUGAAUGUGCCCUUAUAGAAGCGUUGGUUGUAGACUUCAUGAAGUUGAAAAAGUCAAUAUUAGAAAUUUUUUCAUUUCUAAUGCUGUAUGGUCAAUAAAUGAUUUUUAUUUCCUUACAGAAAACAUGUUGUGGGUUAAUUGUUGAUUCGCACUGAUGACCUCACCUUCUUUGCGAUCAAACUCAUGUAAUAAUACGAUGCAAAUAAAUUAGGUAUAUUGUACAAUUUUAAUUGUAUUAAUUCCCAACUAGUCAAUUCAAACUGUAAUUUAUUGAAAAAUAUUGUUUCCAUAGCCACAAAUAUUUUGUACGAAUAUUUAUUGAAAAUUAUGUAUAUUUUCCGUCGAAUCAACAAGGACUAAUUCUUUCGAAUUUUGCAUUCCACGAGUAAAUAUUUUUAAUUUACAUCAAAUUUUUGUGGUUCCUAUAAAAUGUUAUCUUAGAUUAAUUUUUAAAUAUGACUAUACUGUAAAAAACAGAAGUUUACGGCAAACGUUGAAUAUUAACGAAGAAUCGUAAUUCUAUUUUUUACAUAUUAUGUUGAAACGUAAUAUUUCGAUGCAGUUAGUAAAACGUCGAAAUUUGGGCCUAUACUAUUCUAUAAAAAGUAUUUUUACCGCAACCCUUUCAAGUUGAGGGUAAUGUACAUCAGCUCUAUUCGUGGAGUGUAAUUAAUUAUGGUACAUUGAAAAAACUUAAUAUAUAUAAAUUAAGACUACAUUGAUUUGUUAUAUAUUAAAAAUGAACACGAUCAAACGAAAAUGUUUUUUGUCCUAAGGCGUCAAUAUUCAUGUAGUGAGUAGAUCUGAAAAAUAAGCAGAUACAAUUCAUUGUCAUGAUACGCUUAUGAUAAGAUUUAUCAUGAUAAAGAAAAAUAUAUAUUGUACAGAAAAAGACAUAAGCAAAUUAUAUUAAUAUAAAUAUACACGAAGAAAAUGAAAAAUCGUUAGUUAUGUACAACUCUAAUAGAGCAUAUUCAUAUAAACAUGUAAUACAUAUUAUAUUGCAUAUUAUUCGGAGUUUCGAAAUAAGAUAAGUCUAAUAAUUUGAGUAUGCAUCAAGAUAUUCUUACGCUUAUAUGGAAAAAUACAUAUAUAUAAAAAAAUAUAUAUAUAUAACUAUAAAUUAGUUUGUAAAAUUAUUGUUGAUUUCUAAAAACUGAUCAACGUUUAUUCGUCGAUAACGGUGAAAAAUAAUGAAAAACGUCACAUGGAUGAUCCGAUAAUCAAAAAUCAAGAUUUCCUUCUAUUAUAUAUAAAUAAUGGAGAUACAACAGUUUGGUUACACAGAAAACCCAUGUGACGCGUUUCGUAAUUAUUAUAAAAUAUAAAAAUCAAAUAGUAUAUAUCGUCGACUAAAAAAAGCUAAGUGAUUGUUAAGUACAUUACUAUUUGCAAAAGGUACUAUUAAAAGAGAAUAUUGCAAUGACAGGAACAAGAAAUCGAAAAACAGAAGCAGCGAAUUGAUAUUCUGUACCACGAUGUGUAUCCAAGUCGUUUGAAACAAAUAAAAAGUUGAUGCAGAAAAAGUAA